GUUGCAAGUCCUGCAGCGGCUGUCAUAGAGGAGACGACGGCCGAAUGGUUGCUGGAACUGCUGGGUUUACCCCAUACAGCUGGUGUUGGAUUUACAUCAGGUGCGCAGGAAGCCAUUUAUACUGCGAUGAUCACGGCGAGGAACACUCUCCUGAAGAGGGCGGGCUGGGAUGUUGCCCAGAAGGGGCUUUACAACGCCCCGCGCGUGCAUGUUGUGGUAAGCGAUCAAAUUCAUUCUGCUAUCAAGCGCGCGUUGUGGAUGAUUGGCAUGGGCGAGGAGAAUGUCAAAAAGCUGCCGACCGAUAG
Symbiodinium pilosum is the source of this 305-nucleotide messenger RNA. Lineage: Eukaryota; Dinophyceae; Suessiales; Symbiodiniaceae. The record is from the annotation of a GenBank genome assembly.